This is a messenger RNA of Pseudophryne corroboree (corroboree frog), 9061 nucleotides long. RefSeq names its product homer scaffold protein 1 (gene HOMER1). The coding region runs from base 951 to 2021 and encodes 356 amino acids. Gene Ontology annotation, cellular component: plasma membrane; postsynaptic density; dendrite. Gene Ontology annotation, molecular function: G protein-coupled glutamate receptor binding. The transcript has 11 exons. Gene Ontology annotation, biological process: regulation of store-operated calcium entry; G protein-coupled glutamate receptor signaling pathway. The record is from RefSeq and is a predicted model, not a curated record. NCBI's taxonomy places the organism in Eukaryota, Metazoa, Chordata, Amphibia, Anura, Myobatrachidae.
AGCACUUUGACGUCAUCCCCCACACGGGAGUGACGUCAAUGCGGAGGGCAGAACGGGAUGACGUGCUUAUUUAAAUGUCUCCCGAGCAGAGGGAUGGAGAGGAGGUCUGAGCGGAGGCAGCAGCCAGGACACGGCGCCUGCCAGGCCCACUCCCACGCUGCAGAGCCUCGGUAACCGGGAUCCAGCCAGCGAGACAUGAUGCCCGGCGCCGCCAGCUGAGGGAUGGCUGCGUCCUGCCGGUGCCCGGGGACAAGCUGCUCCCGCCGCCGCCGCUGCUGCUGCUGUCAGCGUCCUCCUCCUUCUUCUGCCGCUGGCCAAGGUGCUGAAGGCGCCGCCUGUGUCCCUCUGCAGCCCCAUCCAUGUCUGUGAUCCCCGGCUCUCCUGCCAGCACCCUGCUCCCCAGACAGUACUGGAUCCGUCCUGCAGAGCAGUCCCCAGAGGAAGGAGAGGCUUUGUUCUAGCACAGGAAGAAGACUUGGGAGGUCUGCAGUUAUUGGUCAUACUGGUGCAUACUGUAUAUAUGUCUGUGUGUGUGGGAAGAGGAACGUGGGAAGCGGAUCUUUGUCAAGAAGGACAUGAUUGGAAUAAGCAUUGGGCUGGCUUCCUAGUGUUGCCUCAAAGUACAAGACACUGGGGGAAGCAGAUAUAUGAAUGCUCACUCCUUUUGUUGGAUAUACUUUUUUUAAUAUACAAGUGUUAUUUUUUACCACGUUAAGUUACAUAUAAGAAAAACAAACUUCUUGGUCCGUCAUAUUUUUUUUGGAAUUAUCCUUGGAUUUAAAAGCCAGACACUUCAUUUAUGCUGUCUGUCAAGUGACACAAGAUAGAAGAGGCUGACAAAAUUAGAAACACAUUCUGAUUUAAAGAAACGUGGAACAAAUCUAAUGUUGCAAGAAGAAACAUCUUAAAGUUCUGUAGGUCACUUCAGUGCAAAAUCUUUUCUGGGCAAAAUGGGGGAGCAACCCAUCUUUAGCACCAAAGCUCAUGUCUUCCAGAUUGAUCCAAACACAAAGAAAAACUGGGUUCCCACCAGCAAACAUGCAGUUACUGUGUCCUAUUUCUAUGAUAGCACAAGAAAUGUCUACAGGAUAAUUAGUCUGGAUGGGUCGAAGGCAAUAAUCAACAGCACCAUCAGCCCCAACAUGACUUUCACUAAAACAUCCCAGAAGUUUGGCCAGUGGGCAGAUAGUAGGGCCAAUACAGUGUACGGCCUGGGCUUCUCCUCUGAGCAUCAUCUUACAAAAUUUGCAGAAAAAUUUCAGGAAUUUAAAGAAGCUGCUCGAUUAGCAAAGGAGAAAUCACAAGAAAAAAUGGAAUUGACCAGUACACCGUCACAGGAAUCAGCUGGAGGGGAUAUCCAGUCUCCGCUAACCCCUGAAAGCAUCAACGGAACGGACGAUGAAGGAACAACCCCAGAAGUGAGACAAAAUUACGAACCAAGGGCUGAACCUACGCAGAAUGCAUUGCCAUUUACACAUAGCAGUUCUGCAAUUAACAAGCACUGGGAAGCAGAACUGGCUACACUUAAAGGAAAUAAUGCCAAACUCACAGCAGCCUUGCUGGAGUCUACUGCCAAUGUCAAACAAUGGAAACAACAGCUUGCUGCAUAUCAGGAAGAAGCAGAGCGUCUCCACAAACGGGUGAGUGAAUUAGAAUGUCUCAGCAGUCAAGCAAACGCAGUGCAAACACACAAAACGGAACUCAGUCAGACAAUACAAGAAUUAGAAUCUACGCUGAAAAAGAAAGAAGAGGAAAUAGAGCGACUGAAGGAAGAAAUCGAUCAUGCUAAAGAGUUGCAAGAACAGAGAGAUUCUUUGAGCCAAAAAUUACAGGAAGUGGAGACACGUAACAAAGAUCUGGAAGGACAGCUCUCUGACUUGGAGCAACGACUGGAGAAAAGUCAGGGCGAGCAGGACGCAUUUCGCAAUAACUUGAAGACUCUUUUAGAAAUCCUGGAUGGGAAAAUCUUUGAACUCACUGAAUUGCGAGACAGCCUGGCCAAGUUGAUAGAGUGCAGUUAAAAAGGCAAAAGGGCUGCCACCACCAACCUACUUAAUGACGUACCGUCUCUCUUCACAGCAUGGUGGUGGGAUCUGCAUCAGAGUUGCACAAAACCUGAAUGGGAAAACUCCUUUUCGAGAGUUUAAUUGCAAAUUUCGUAGUUGGCUGAAGUGUGAAAUUGAGACUUGCUUUAUUAGCUAACAGAGAGGAAAUUAAAAAUAAAACUUGAAUUACAAAUUACCUCCUUAUUCCCUUAUUGGCCAUAAUGAACUUUAACGCAUUCAGUGCCAGGUAGUCCUACGUGCUAGCCCUGAAUGUACAAGAUUAUUACCAGUAGUUUAACGCAAUCCCUUCGGUUUGCAAACAGAUGAAGAAAAAAAAAUUAGUUGCCAGUGUUUAAUUUGUUUUUUUUCCCAGACAUAAUAUAUAUAAAUAUAGGUUUUGAUUUUUUUUCUAUGUCUUUUUUUGUUGUUGUUCUUUUCUAUGAAAUACCUGCUCGCAGUGUUUUGUGCAAAAAACAUUAGUGAAGACUCCCUUUAUUUUUUGUUGUAAUCUGAACAUCUUCUCAGGAUAUUUUUGCACUGUUGAAAAGAAGUGCAUUACUAAUUUACCUAGCCAGGAGUGAGAGCGAAUACAUCAUUAACUGAAAAUAGUUACAGUAUCUUACCCGUUGUAUAAUGUUCUUCCUUUUUGUACUGGAAGAUGUCUCCUUCUGAAAUUUACGCUGGUGGGUUUUUUUUUCUUUAUUAUGAUGUCCGUUUCAUUUAACGCUAUUUUAUUUCCAAAACUGGUCUCAUUUUCUUAUACACUGUAAAGCCAACUCCAAAGGCAGCUGAAUACUAGGGAGAUAAAAGAUGUUAAAUUAGUAUAUAUUUGAAGAGCAUUACAAAGAAUAUUUAACAAGAGUUUAAUAUAUGGACUUUUAACUGCAUAUAAGUAUGUUUUGAAAUGAAUGCAAAAUGUUUACUUAUGUAUUUUGGAAAACAUCAUUUCUGAACGUCCGAUGCAUCUCAAUGUACGUAGUAAGUGAUAAUAGGAAAACCUGUUUGUUCUUAUUUAUUUUUAAGGAUAUACCGCUAUUGGGAAGCUACUUAUUUUAAUUGAUCAAACUGUGAACUCGAUUUUUUGAACUUUCCUUGGAAAUGUGGGUAAUAUUCCCGAUUUAGCCCCUUCAUCCAUCAAGAACACUUCUGAUAAGGAAUCCUGAAAAAUAAAUCACCCCAAAGAAAUGUAUAUUUCACUUGGUAACUUUUCAACCAAGUUUAAUUGUGUAUACAGUUGCGUGCAAACAUAUUCAACCACCUAAAAAGUUGUCUGUAUUACAAAAUAAAACACAAAUUGUUCCAGACACUAUUUUUAUUGUGAAUCAGUAGCCUCGUAAAGUCAGUUUUCAGAUUCGUAAUUCAUGGGGGUAAAUUUACUAAGGUGGAAGUUUUUUUAGAACUGGUGAUGUUGUUCAUCGCAACCAAUCAAAUUCUACUUAACAUUUAUCUAGCUGCUUCUAGAAGAUAAUAGAAUCUGAUUGGUUGCUAUGGGCAAUAUCACCAGUUCUAAAAAAAACUCCCACCUUGGUAAAUUUACCCCAUUAUUUCUCUGCAGAUGUAAAAUGAUGAAAAAUGCCAUUUACAUAAGUAUUCAACCCCUGUAGACUAGAACUUGAUAGAACUACCUUUUGCUGCAAUAAUAGAUUUAAGUAUGUUGGGCUAAGUUUAUACCACUUACCUUACUGGAAUUGAUUUUUGGACAUUCUUUCUUGCAGAUUUGCUCCAGGUUGCUCAGGUUGGCUUUAUGAAGCUUGUACAGUAGACUGCAAUUUUCAGUAUAGUUUUUUAUUUGAACAAAUUUCUAGAGAUUCUCAAUUGGAUUGAGUUCUAGACUUUGACUUUCACUUUUUCUCAUUGUAACAUAGUAACAUAGUAUCUAAGGUUGAAAAAACACAAUUUGUCCAUCAAGUUCAACCUAUUUGUGGUCUCCUAUGCAGGAUUAUUUUGGUCUAAAUGAUGCUGAUGUCAGCCGUUGAGUUUUAUUCCUCUUUUUAUAGUAACUAUAGUGCGCGACUACACACCAUAACCCUGGAUAUCCUUAUCCAAUAGGAAUUUAUCUAACCCAUUCUUAAAGAUGAUGACUGAGUCCGCCAUUACAACUCCCCCAGGCAGGGAAUUCCAAACAUGUAUUGUCCUUACUGUGAAAAAAAAUGUUUUGCCGCAUUGUGCGGAAUCUCCUCUCCUCUAACCUAAGCGAGUGUCCACGUGUCCUCUGUGCUGAUCUUACCAAAUACAGGCCCAAGCAAGCUCUGUGUAUUGUCCUCUUAUAUAUUUGUAGAUGUUGAUCAUGUCCCCUCUUAGUCUCCUCUUUUCCAGUGUAAACAUGCCUAGCCUUGCAAGCCUUUCCUCGUAUUCCAGCGUUUCUAUGCCCUUAAUUAGUUUGGUCACCCGCCUCUGAACCAUUUCUAGCUCCGGGAUAUCCUUUUUGUAGUAUGGUGCCCAAAAUUGCACACAGUAUUCAAGAUGUGGCCUCACUAGUGAUUUAUAUAAUGGGAGUAUAACACUCUCGUCCCUUGCAUCAAUUCCCCAUUUUAUGCAUGCUAAUAUCUUAUUAGCCUUUUUUGCUGCAAUCUUACUUUGGGUACUGCUGCUUAGUUUGCUAUCUAUGUGAACACCUAAGUCCUUUUCCAGUACAGAAUCCCCUAAUGUUACCCCAUUUAGUAUGUAGGUGUAAUUUUGGUUCUUGCUACCACAGUGCAUUACCUUACACUUGUCUGUAUUGAAGCGCAUUCUCCAUUUGGCUGCCCAUGCUUCUAAUUUAACUAAGUCGUUCUGAAGAGACUCAGCUUCCCCCUCCAUAUUUAUAACUUUACACAAUUUGGUAUCGUCUGCAAAAAUUUACACCAUACUCUCUAGACCUUCUGUUAGGUUGUUAAUGAAAAUGUUGAACAAUAGUGGUCCUAGUACAGACCCUUGUGGCACACCACUUAGCACUUCAGUCCAAUUUGAAAGUGAUCCAUUAACCACAACGCGCUGUUCCCUAUUAUCUAACCAAUUUUUGACCCAAGUGCAUAUUGUGCUCCCUAGCCCUAUUUCUUGUAGCUUAUAGAUAAGUCGCAUGUGUGGUACAGUGUCGAAAGUUUUGGCAAAGUCUAAAAAGAUUACAUCCACCUCCAUACCCUGAUCAAGGUUCGCACUUACUGUUUCAUAAAAUCCCAGUAAGUUGGUUUGACAUGAUCUGUCCUUCACAAAUCCAUGUUGAUUCCUUUUAAUGACAUUAUUGACUUCCAGGAACUUCUGAAUACUAUCCCUUAAAAUACCUUCCAAUACUUUCCCCACUAUGGAUGUAAGACUAACUGGUCUAUAAUUACCCGGUUCAGCUUUACUUCCCUUUUUGAAUAUUGGCACUACUUCCGCUAUACGCCAGUCUUUGGGAACCAAACCUGAUAUAACUGAAUCUUUAAAGAUCAAAAAUAGCGGUCUUGCAAGUUCACAGUGAAGCUCCAUUAGAACCCUUGGGUGAAUUCCAUCGAGACCCGAUGACUUAUUAAUAUUUAAAUGUUUUAAUCGGUCACAGACUACCUCCUCACUUAAAUAAGCACUUAUCAGUGGGACAUUAUCAUUAUUGAGAUUGUGUGUUAGUCCCUGAAUUUGGUCCUCUCUUGUAAAUACCGUUGAAAAAAACUAAUUUAGUUUGUUCACUAUGUCAUUAUCAUUUUUGACUAAGACUCCCAACUUGUCUUUUAAAGGGCCUAUACUCUCCUUCUUUAAUCUCUUGCUGUUGAUGUAUUUAAAGAAUUUUUUGGGAUUCGCUUUGCUUUCCUUUGCUACUAGUUUUCCAGUUUCUACUUUAGCCGCUCUUUUAUUUUUUGCAUAUUUUGUUACAGUCCUUAUAGUGCUGAAAUGACUCCCCAUUCCCGUCAGAUUUGUAUUUUUUGAAUGCUCGCCUUUUCUUGCCCAUAAGUUUCUUUAUCUUUUUGUUAAGCCACAUUGGUUUGGGAUUUUUAUUCCUUUUUUUGCUGCUUGUGGGAAUAAAUUUUAGAGUAUUUUUUACUAGCAGUGAUUUUAAUACAUCCCAUUUCGCCGUUGUAUUUUUUCCUUGAAACAAAAUUUCCCAUUUUGUCUUGUAGUAUCCCCCUAUAUUUUUCAUUGGUCCUAGUUGGCCUGUAGUUUCAACAAGAUGCCCAGUCCCCAUUGAGGGGAAGCAUCCCCACGAGAUGCAGCCACCCCAUACUUCACUGUUGGGUUAGUGUUUGCUCUGGAAUGGGCAGUGUUAGGUUUUGUUAACGUCUUGACGUGGGGCCAAAAAGCAAACCAUUUGUCUCAUCAGACCACAAAAACUUAUCCCACAUUUUACCUGGGUUGCCCUGAUGUUAUCUGGCUAAUUCCAGGUGUACUUUAAUGUGGUUUUCCAUCAGUAAUGGCAUUUUUCUAGCCACUCUCACAUAUAGGACAGUUGUAUACAGAGCUCUUGAUAUGGUUGACUGGUGCACUUUCAGUCCAGUCUCAGCCACUGACAUCUGUAGCAACAAGUGAUAAUUGGCCUCUCUAUGGUUUCCCUCACAAGUCCCACCGAGUUUUGAGGGUCGGCCUUUUCUACGCACUGCCUGGGUGGCCUGAUGCAGCUUCCAUCUCCUUGCAAUGGAUCAUAGGAGUGCUCAUGGAGAUAUAGUUCAGGACUUUGGAUAUAAUUAUGUAUUCUUUUCCUAACUUUGUUCAUGUCUGUAACUAUAACUUUCAUUUUCUCAGAAUGCUGUUUGGUCUUCAUUUUUGCAGCUUUCUCUCAAAGGAGGAGAUGUAUCAAGCCUUGGAGAAAGAUAGAGUGGAGAGAGAUAAACUACCAGCCCACCAGCUCUUGUCAAACACAGCCUGUAACAUUGCAGUUAGGACCUUAUGUCUCUAUCACUCUCCGAACUUAGUACAUCUGCCCCAUAUUAUGACCAGUGUUAUUUGAAUUAGGAGAACUUUUAUCCAUGGGACUUUUCUUGGUGAUUCACAGUUAAUCGGUAAUAGAAAGCCAAUCAAUUGUUAGGGCAAUUUCUUUCAUUUAUGUAAACUUGGAUCUUCCAAAUGGGUAGAAUACUUACAUAAGCAGCAUUUCCAGUUUUUAUUUAAAAGAAAAAAAAUCUGCAGACAAAUAAUGGGAGCUGAAGGUCCCCUCUGAGCACUAUUGCUGAUCUCUACAUCCUAAGUGCAGCGAUCAGCAGGGGGACUGGUGAUCAAUUCCCCUGGUGGCCAUCUCCGCUGCAAGGGAAGGAAUACGUGCACUGGGAUGGCAUCUACAUUUUGAAGUUGGGUUCAGUAGCCACAGAGGGGUGCGGUGGGGUUUUAUGUCCCAAGAAAGUUUAUUGCUACUCGGAAGGCAGGGAAUUAUAUUCGCUAAGGGAGUUUACCACCAUUGCGGGGGAAGGCCAUUGUUGCAGCCUAUGGACAUGGGGUGAGGGGUGAUGCCUCUAGGGGGACCUGCUAACACUGCAGGAUCAAUUGCCACUGGGGGAUCUAUUGCUCCUGGGGCUAUAAAGGGUAAUAUAGCAAUAGGGACCUAUAGACACUGGGGUAAUUUUUCCACAAAAAUAUUUAAAUGUUUUUGUCCAAAAACAAAAAAAAACGAACAAAAUUUUUAGGUAUCGCUUUUGCAAAAAAAAUAAUCAGUUAAAUGGUUAAGACGCUCUUUGCAAUAAAAAAAUACUAUCUGGAACAAUUUGGGUGUCACUUGUACUACAGACGAUGUCACUUGUAAUACAGACGAAUCUGAUGACUUUUUAGGGAGUUGAAGAAUUUUGUACUUCAUUGUAUUACAGAUAUUAGGACAAUUGUCAGUUUACAAUGUCAGAGUUCUAUACUUGUAUGAGCACCUAAAAGAACAGGGUCACUACACCCACAUUUGGAGGUAGAUACUCACUUUGACAUGUCAUUAUUUUUUACUUUUCCUAAUGAAUGGGUGUUAUAGUGACUCUUCCUGGCUGCUUAUAAGAUCCCCAAAUAGACAUAAUUGCCAGCGUCUACUAUACUCUUCUUUGCAUAGUAAAAUGUAUUUUGAAGCAAUAAUAGCCAUUCAAUCUCAUUCCAGUGUGAUUGUGCAUUCACCGUUUUGAAUUGAUGCUUAUCAUUGAUAUUUCAAUGGAAACCUUUCCCUUAAGUGUUCAUCAGUUUAUUAUUUUAUUCCGCGGGUAUUUAAUAUACACUUUUUUUGAGGCUGAUACAAUAAUGGUGCAAUCUUUGCCUUAACCACUACACUGUAAUAUACAGAAAUUGCUUCUUGCAAUUAUUGUGGCAUUAACACAAGUGAUUCUUUUUGUAGUUUAAAACAUUGAUAUUAUGAACAAAAUCUUUUUAACUUUAGUUUGCAACUAAAUACAGCGUUAUUAAACCAGGGAAACGACAAUGUUUGUGCAUCUACAAAAUAAAACAAAGACAAGAUUUUCAAAAUCUGCAUUUUUAUUGGUGGUUGAUGUAGUCAGCCCUCAGCGCAUAUCUGGAUUGUUACUAUACCUCGUUAAGGAUUGGUAAGGAUGAAGGGGCUAAAUACAUAUUAUAUAUGGGUGAUUACUGAUCAUUGUUUUCAAACUUAUAGCCAGCAUUAUUCCAAACUGUUGCUUCUUAAAUGAAAACCUAGUUUGAAGUGAAUGGUUACAUAAAAGUUUUCAAGUUGUUCAAAUGUACUUUUCGCAAACUUUUGACAACCAUUGCAUUUGUUUAUAAUAUAUUUAUUUUAAGAAACAUGUUUGGAAGAUAGAUUUUCUUUUAUUUCUGAGUGCAAACUUCGUAAUAAUAUAAUAUAAUGACUGUAAGACAUCUUGUUUCUCACUGGGGUUUAGAUAAUCCGUAUACCCAAGUCCCCACCUUGACAUGAUGUGAAUGUUAUUAGGAUAUGGCAGAGGGCAUAUGUUACUUCUAUAUAACUGUUUCUUCCCUUCUGUACAUAUUUUGAGAAUUCUAUGUAAAUUCACAAUUACCUGUACAGCGGGCCUAAUCCCUUGUGGCGCAGAGGGGCAUUUUACCUCCCUCGGCUGUGCCUAAGGUAUUGACAGUUCUUUUAAACUGAUGUCACUGAUUUAAAGAAACUUCUUACUCUG